AUGUCUGCCAGGAAUUAUCCACAUCUGCCGACAGAAAUACAGCUGAGCAUACUGGGGCUUCUUGCGGAAGAUGCUCGACAUGCGGUCUCAACGCUCCGAUACGACGAAGCAUGGCGCUGCUAUGCUCAAUCCCUUCUACCUGCUAUCCUUGUCAAUCGAGGUUGGUCUGCACGAGGCACAAACCUGCUUUGGCGUGAGCCAUUCACUCCUGCAUUGGCCAAGAUACAGCCCCAGCGCCGACAGCGGUAUGCCGACAAAGUUCAGAGCAUCGGGCUCUAUCUGUACCGUCAAGACCACGUGGAGUGUCCUGCAGCUUUCGCGAAUCUAAGCUUUCCCCAAUUAAAACGACUGGAAAUCAACUCCUGCCCACCUUGGAUGAAACUCGACCUUCGGCCAUAUAUGAGCCCGAGUAUUACGUCUUUUACCAUGCUUGGAUGUCCUCAUCUUCCCAGCUCCCUGCUUGAUCUGAUUGCUUUCUGUUGUCCCAAGCUGCGAGAUGUCCAUCUCGACUACAUGGCUGCAUACCACAAACAUGAGCAUCUCGUCAAGUUCUUACGAAAAUGCAGACACCUGAGGGAUUUCACAUUGAGUUCUCAAGAUGGUUCAGACUUCUCUUUACACGUGCUGGAGACCUUGGCAUCUCGCAAACAGCUUGAGUCUCUUUACGCUCCUGUGAACUUCAUCUCGUACCACUCGAUAGAGACGGUCAUGCAAAGGAACUCACGCCUGCGACCUUUCCGCAACGUACGCAACUUAUCCCUGAGCAUCGAGUCGAAAGCAGUAAGGCCCGUUCUUCUUGCAGCUGAAUUUCUGGUUGAACUUGAAUUGAAUCUAGCUGAUUCUGAGCACGAUGUAUUUGGGACCAUUGGGUCGUUCUCCUGCUUGGAGACACUUGAGAUUUCUUUCUCUAACCUCAAACGCCUCUCCAUACAAGAGCUACAGUCUAUAUCGGGCCUACUGCGUCUGAAAGAGCUCGUCAUCUGCGGACCUCCCUCAGAUCCAUACCAAGCGAAUGGACCGCUACUGAUCGCUCAUGCUUGGACCGAUGAUGACUUCCUAUCCUGGAUAUCUAGUCAUCCUAAUCUGGAGAAGUUGGCAUUUGGCGUUCGUCCAAUAGCCAGCCAUUGGAUCUCAGAGACAAGAUUGAUUGGUAAAAGCUGUCCAGAACUCAUUACUCUAUCUAUGGAUGGUGUACAUGAUAUCGGAGCUUGGAGGAUCUCGUCUGAACCUUUAUUUCCUACAUUGCUCGAGCUCGAACUUGGACAGCUGAAGUCAUGGCCGUUCUCUACGAGGUACGUUGGGUACAAUCACAGUUGGUGUACAGAAACUUACAUGAGAACAGUGCUGAGCAGACUGAAGAAUAUGCGAUGGGGCUCGCACGUUUGA
Molecule: messenger RNA, 1386 nt
Organism: Aureobasidium namibiae CBS 147.97
Lineage: Eukaryota; Fungi; Ascomycota; Dothideomycetes; Dothideales; Saccotheciaceae
Exons: 1
Coding region: 1-1386 (461 amino acids)
Source: RefSeq, a predicted model, not a curated record